Messenger RNA from Peronospora belbahrii, 630 nucleotides. Lineage: Eukaryota; Oomycota; Peronosporomycetes; Peronosporales; Peronosporaceae. The record is from the annotation of a GenBank genome assembly.
AUGGCACGCAAUGAAGAGAAAGCGCAGUCGCUACUGAAUCGAUGGACGAGCAUGAAACAGGACUUUGUUGAUACAUUCAAGAAUCGGCGACCGUAUUUGGCUUCCCAAUGUGACAACCUCAAAGACGCCGAGCGCUGGCGACGACAGAUUAUUCGCGAGAUUUCCAAGAAGGUUGCAGAUAUUCAAAAUGCUGGCUCAAGCGAGCACGUGAUUCGUGACCUGAACGAUGAGAUCAACAAACGCAUUUGUGAAAAGCGGCAUUGGGAGCGGCGUAUCGUGCAAUUGGGUGGACCGGACUAUGCGCGAUCGCAGCCACAGGCCUAUGAUGCAGAUGGAGCUACUGUGAGUGGCGCACGGGGCUACAAGUAUUUUGGAGCUGCAAAAAAUCUCCCCGGUGUGCGCGAGCUUUUUCAGAAAGAGGAGCGUGAACCUCGCAAACGCACCCGGCAAGACAUGUACAAGCAUAUUGAGCCUGAUUACUUUGGAUUCCGUGACGACGAGGAUGAGCAGCAACUAAAGGACGAGGACGAAGCGGAGAACAGACAACGUCAGCGUGCUAUGGAUAGUUGGGACGCCGCUGAAGCUAAACGCAAGGCACAGGUUGCAGAGCUGGGGAUACCUGCAACUUGA